Molecule: messenger RNA, 597 nt
Organism: Protopolystoma xenopodis
Lineage: Eukaryota; Metazoa; Platyhelminthes; Monogenea; Polystomatidea; Polystomatidae
Source: the annotation of a GenBank genome assembly
AUGACAUCCUAUGCCGUAGUCUCUUGUGGGCCAACGCACAAAGCAUGUCCUGAGAUCCCUAUCGAUUGCCUUCCUUCCGGUGUAGUGGUGUCAGCUGUUUUGGGCUUACCUCUCAUUAAUUUUACUACCACCAAUAGUGACGUCACUAAUCGUAACUUUCCCAGCUGCCAGACUAGUGACGGGGAUCUCGAUGAUUCACAGACUAUAGGACUAACAACCGAAGCGGUGACAACUCAUUUGCUGGCUCAUCCAGUCGAAACGAAUACGGGGCCUCAGCCACACUCCGAUCAGAUUCAUGAUUCUGUAGUGUAUGCAUCCGGCAACUAUAGAGUCCUCGAACAACCGGUGGCUCUGUCUUCGCAGCCUUCCGGUCUAAAUUCGAGUCGCAGUGCUUGGCAGAUGGCAACUUCUCUCAUGUCAACUUUCAGCAGCUCGAUGGCUACUUAUUUGACCCCUCAAAUAAAACGAGUCUCGGCUGUUAUACCCACUUUUACGUCUGUUCCCUCUCCUCUUUUAUCAGAUCUCAUAGAUCCUCCAGUUAGUCCCUCGGCCUCAUUAAGCCUUGUCGACCAAGAACUUUCGACUGCAAAUGACUAA